AUGCCGCUGUCCGGAAGCGAAAGGCAGAGCCGGGCCCGCGACGAGCAGGAGAGGGGCUGGGCGGGGGGAAGGGGCUGGGAACGGAGAAGGGCUGAGGUCCAGAGAGCGGCGCCCCGAGGGGCAGCGCUGAACCGCGGGGGGCUCCGAACGACGCGGGCCCGGGGGCGGAGCCGUAGGCGACAGUGGCAGAGGAAGGCCCCACGCGGCGGGCGGCGGUACCUGAGCCGCGGGCGGUCCCCUCGGCGGCGGCGACCCCAGGCUGCCGUCAGCGCAGCGCCCGAGCGGCCCGGCGAGGGGCAGAGCGGAAGGGGGGCGGCAGGAGAACGCAGUGCUUUGGGCCAGCACCUGCCGCCCGCCUCCUCGCCACGCGCAUUGGGUGAAGCCGGCGCCACCUUCGCCCCGAUUGGGCGAGGAGCCGAUGAGCGACGGCACCCACUACCCGUGAAGUUGCCUGGCAGUGAACAACAAGGGGAGCGCGAGCAGCGAUUGGUGGAGAGCUCCGACGGACGGCCCACCCACCAGCAGGCUGAUCUGCCAGUGGCUUUCCUGUCGCUCAGCGGCUUUCCGCCAAUAGGAAGCGGCAACGGAGAGACGGCGUCCCGCCCUCAGCUGCUAUUGGUCGAGAGAGGGGAGAUGCUACAGGUUGGGGUGAGUACCUGCAGCGUGCACCUGCACCACAGCACUGACCGCCUCCUGCAGUCACCAUCACGCAGAACUCUUCUCCAACCAGCAGCAUUUACAGCACCAUGGACAUCUACCAGGAUAAAGAAGUAUUGGGCAUUUCUUAAUUCGUGUUCAAUUAAACUGUGCAGACCACAGAUUUUGUACGCUUACCGGGAAGGGAUGGGAAUUCACAAAAUAUAAGAU
Molecule: messenger RNA, 867 nt
Organism: Numida meleagris (helmeted guineafowl)
Lineage: Eukaryota; Metazoa; Chordata; Aves; Galliformes; Numididae
Exons: 2
Coding region: 1-864 (287 amino acids)
Source: RefSeq, a predicted model, not a curated record